Molecule: messenger RNA, 2376 nt
Organism: Sorex fumeus (smoky shrew)
Lineage: Eukaryota; Metazoa; Chordata; Mammalia; Eulipotyphla; Soricidae
Gene: UBLCP1
Product: ubiquitin like domain containing CTD phosphatase 1
Exons: 11
Coding region: 132-1088 (318 amino acids)
Biological process (GO): protein dephosphorylation
Cellular component (GO): nucleus
Molecular function (GO): protein serine/threonine phosphatase activity; protein binding
Source: RefSeq, a predicted model, not a curated record
GCCACUUCCGGUCGCCGGGCUUCCGCCGCGGCCGCUACCUGUCCGCGCUGCCGCCGCCGCCGCCGCUCCGGCCGCGCUCCAGGCGUUCUUUUCCCUCCUGAAGGAAAGCUGCCUCGUCCCAUGCUUCAGGGAUGGCGCUCCCUAUCAUCGUGAAGUGGGGCGGGCAGGAAUACUCAGUGACGACGCUUUCAGAAGACGACACCGUGCUGGAUCUCAAACAGUUUCUCAAAACGCUUACCGGAGUGUUACCGGAACGCCAGAAGCUACUUGGGCUCAAAGUUAAAGGCAAACCUGCAGAAAAUGAUGUUAAGCUUGGAGCUCUCAAACUGAAACCAAAUACUAAAAUCAUGAUGAUGGGAACUCGAGAGGAGAGCUUGGAAGAUGUCUUAGGCCCACCCCCUGACAAUGAUGACGUUGUCAACGACUUUGAUAUUGAAGAUGAAGUCGUUGAAGUAGAAAAUAGGGAAGAAAACCUAUUGAAAAUUUCUCGCAGAGUGAAAGAGUACAAAGUGGAAAUAUUGAACCCUCCCAGGGAAGGGAAGAAGCUGUUGGUGCUCGAUGUGGACUACACGUUGUUCGACCACAGGUCUUGUGCUGAGACUGGGGUAGAAUUAAUGCGGCCGUAUCUUCAUGAAUUCCUAACAUCUGCAUAUGAGGAUUAUGACAUUGUUAUUUGGUCUGCAACAAAUAUGAAGUGGAUUGAAGCUAAAAUGAAAGAACUAGGAGUGAGCACAAACGCCAACUAUAAGAUCACUUUCAUGUUGGACAGUGCUGCCAUGAUAACGGUGCAUACUCCACGCAGAGGACUCAUAGACGUAAAGCCUCUUGGUGUUAUAUGGGGAAAGUUUUCGGAGUUUUACAGCAAAAAAAACACCAUUAUGUUUGAUGACAUAGGAAGAAAUUUUCUAAUGAACCCGCAGAAUGGACUCAAGAUAAGACCAUUCAUGAAGGCACACCUGAAUCGAGAAAAGGACAAAGAGCUCCUGAAACUAACACAGUACCUCAAGGAAAUAGCCAAGUUAGACCACUUUUUGGACCUAAAUCACAAGUACUGGGAGAGGUACCUCUCGAAGAAGCAAGGCCAGUAGUGACAGGUUACACCAGUUCUCACUGAAGACACUCGCCAUCCAGGAACUUCUUGCUUUUCUGCUAGAAAUCAUUACGGUAGUGCUGGGCACUGAAGCAAAAUAUCAGACUGCUUAUUACUUGGUCUUCCAGUUUUUUGGUAAAUUUUAUUUUAUAUUUUUUGAAGAUCAUAGCAAUAUGCAAAAAAAAAAAUCUUUCUCCCUCUUCCCCAUCUCAGCAUACCGUUUAACUUUUGAAAACUGUUUUCUCCAGUGUUGAAUACGGAGUCAUCCUCACCCCCCCACCCCCCACUCCAACACGCAAAGUAGACCAAAAAAAAUGACACUCAGCAGUGUCAUUUUGUGAGUUUGGAAACAAGUUCCGUCUGUGUUUUUGUCUCACUGUGUUGUUUUCUGACAAGAUCUAAGACCCAUUUCAAAAUUGCUACUUUAACCUUUAAAAAAAAAGUUUGGGGUGCCAUAGCAAUAGUACAGCGGGUUGGGGACUUGACUUCCAAGUGGCUGACUUGGGUUCGGUCCCUGGCGUGUCGUAUGAGCACCCUAAGCCCCGCCAGGAGUGAUCCCUGAGUGCAGAGCCAGGAGUCAACCCUGAGCACCACCGGGUGUGGUGCCCUCCCCACCCCCCCACCCCCAAACAAAACAAACAAAAAUUUUCGACUCAGAAACCUACAUUUCGUAAGCUUACAUCAUCAAGAACCUUUUCCUUCAUCUGAGGGACAGUUUCUCCUCUGUCCCGCGCUGCUGACAGCCCUGACUUAGAAGCUGUCUCCGUGUGGUCUGUGUGUGUCAGUGUUCUCAGAGUGAAACUGGCAGAUGUCAGCUGUGAUGCCAGCGCGUCCUAGUCUGCGAACUAGAAACCACCACACCGAAGCAUAGAGGGAGCAACGAGGCUGCGUUUGUCUUGGCGGCUAAGGAGAAGCGUUUCUGCCGAGAUCAUUGUCUCCUUCAAAAGCAGUGAAUGCCAACACAUUUUUAAAUGGUCUGUAUUGCUGAAUUAGCCCUGGGGUGGGGGGAAAAAAGCAUGAAGAAGUUUUUGUUCUACUCUAGCUGUAUCGUGUCUAAGUGCGAACGUUAUUUCGGUGAAAUCCCAAGCCGUAAGAUGUUUGAAGACAUUAUUUGCAACGCUUAACGCCUGCAGAUUCGUAACGUGACCACUGUUCUGUGUUGCUAGUUUUGCUUUCUACGGUUCUUGUAUUUGAAAGGAACCUGAUCCUUUCGAAUAAACACGGUGUAUAUUGUUCUUAUGGGACUAUUUCAGUGGUGUAAAUAAUAAAUACCUUUUCUUACAACA